Molecule: messenger RNA, 4085 nt
Organism: Amphiprion ocellaris (clown anemonefish)
Lineage: Eukaryota; Metazoa; Chordata; Actinopteri; Pomacentridae
Gene: tnfsf10l
Product: TNF superfamily member 10, like
Exons: 7
Coding region: 294-1304 (336 amino acids)
Biological process (GO): immune response
Cellular component (GO): membrane
Molecular function (GO): tumor necrosis factor receptor binding
Source: RefSeq, a predicted model, not a curated record
GAGGAUUCCUGCACAGCUCCAGGGUGAUGAGGAGGUUAAGCCAGCCCCUCUCCGUCCUCUCUCGGUUGCAGCCCACCACCAGUCCAGCUGCCUCCAGUCCGACUUCACGCCGCAGCACAGCGCAGAGCAGACAUGGACUCAUCCAAACUUUAACUUUCAGCUCUUCCUCUCUCGCUGAGCUCCCCGUGAAAAGCUCCUUUGGCAGCCGAGGACGCAUGGAAAUCUAAUUUCGCCCCAAUUUUCGGUCAGUCGGUCAAGUCUGUGGAGGCUAUUGUUUGUUUUGCUCGGUUUGUAUGGUUCACUCAUGCGUCGGGAAUGCCAUGGCCACUCCGAGCGCACAGCAGCAGCACCAGGAUUAUUUCAGAUCGGUGAGCAGCGAGUCCACCACCUACAUGAUGGUCCCAGCCGGCGGGCCGAGCGGGACCGCGGGGCGCAGGGAAGCGCCGUCCAAGAUGUGGGUGGCGAUGGUGGUGAUAGUGGUGGUGGUGCUGCAGAUUGCGUCCACCACGGGGCUCUUUGUCUACCUGAACAUGUCCAUAUCACAGGUGCGCAGCCAGGGAGUGACGGAGGAGUUAAAAUGCCUGAGUUUACUCAAUGCUCUGGACAAGGACCAAGACAUCCCAGACCAGCUGGCCCAGCUCUUCGGAGAACCUUGCAUCAAACUGGCUGAAGGCAUCAAAGCUUACAUCUCCAAGGUGACAGAGAACAUCAUCUCCAAACAAACCUUCAUUGAGGCCAGAACCAUGCCUCGCUCCUUCAACAAUUCGGGGUCGAAGUUUGUGACCUCGAUGGCCCAGAGGCCAUCUGCCCACUUGACCCUUCGAGACACCAGCUCUCAAGCAGGGUUCCCUCCCUACCCGAUCCUGACGCCAGGACUCCACCAGUCCUGUCGCCACGUGGUCCGCUCGUGGGCUAAUCAGAGCUUCGGCGCGCACCUGCACAACAUGACCCUGUCCAAUGGGAAGCUGCGGGUGCCCCAGGAUGGGCGGUACUACCUGUACUCGCAGGUGUAUUUCCGUUAUCCGUCCCCAGCAGCCGGUGACGGGGACCAGCGCAGCGUCAGCCACCAGCUGGUUCAGUGUGUCUACAAGAAAACCUCCUACCCAAGCCCCAUUCAGCUCCUGAAGGGGGUUGGAACCAAGUGCUGGGCCCCGGACGCCGAGUACGCCCUUCAUUCCGUCUACCAGGGAGGCCUGUUUGAGCUGAGGGCCGGCGACGAGCUCUUCGUCUCCGUGUCUUCGCCCACCAUGGUGAAUGCCGACGACUCCUCCAGCUACUUCGGCGCCUUCCGUCUGGACCUCUGAGAGGAAAGGAUGGGAGAGGAACGAACGUUUGGGAUGAUGGACGGAUAAACAGAUGGGCUGGAGACAUUGAGUUAAGGGCCUUUUAAUAAUCCAUUGAUUGGAGAAUAAAAGUGUCGUUUAGACAGAAGUGUGGGAUGCUGCCCUGUAUCUUGGAUCCUCAAUGUUUGCUCGGACAUGUACAUUGAAGGAUGGAGGAGUUGGGGUUUGAAAGAUUUGCUUGGAGUGAAUGGGAAAAGAACGAGCGGAUUUGUCAUUCCAACUGUCCAUUAAGAGAAACCUAACCGUUGAGAGCAAGAUUAUACAGAAGACACAUGUGCAAUCAUGGAAAAUAAAUGUGAGGAUAUUGAUGAUUUAUGGUUGAUUCUUGAGGUGGGAAUUUGCUGUUUUGGAUGGCAAAAAAAGAGAAAACCAAGAGGAGAAACACCCCGAAAGAAAUCUGGCUACCCUGCAGUCUGUAUCCCAAAUUAAUCUAUAAAUCCCAACACAUCUCCUCCGUCAACAGCAGUUUUGUGGGAAGCAAUCGGACCCUCGGAUUUGGAUUCCAGACCGAAGAAUGUACACACAAUAAAAAACCUGAUCCUCUGCAUCGAAGCUGAGAGGACAGACCGUCAAAGGGCGGCAGAAGAAAAUCAACAAAUGAAACCAAAGUAAGAAUUUGUGGAGUGUAACUUUAAGCGUGCCAUGAGGACUGUGCAUAUGUGUGGCUGAGAUUUAUACAAUGAACCGUGGUGAUUUUUAAAGUAAUUCUUAUGUAUUUUACUUUGACUGGACUUAAAACCACUUGGGGCUGUUUAUGGACUUUCUACUCGAGAACUGUGGAUUUUAUGCAAAGACUUUUGGUGUGAGGAUCAGGAUUGCCUCUUUUUUACCGGACACUGUGGGAAGAGCUUUUCGAACAAGAGACUGCAAACAAAAGGUGGAGGAAGAGGGAGAAGUCUUGUAAAUGCCAACAAGAAUGAUACUGAGGGUUGUUGAUCUCUUUUCUGGCUUUGACAUUCCAGCGAUUCUUCCUCCUCUCUCCUUGUCAUGUAAACCAUUUUAUCCAUCUCAUCUUUCUUGUCUAACCUGUGAAGCCACAUUGCAUUUUAUUUUAAGGAUCAGCUUAGACAACAAACACUCACGCAAACCAGCUCGUUGCACAAUCACAAGCACACGUGAACUUUUUAAGGUUAGCUGAGGUUACGUGGGACUACCGUUUCUUCGAGUACUUCUUCUACACGGAGACACAGUUGAUGAAACGCUCACCUGACUAAAACAACUUCACUUUUCAACCACACUUUUACACAAAACAAACAAACUCAUGCUUUGGAACUUCAUUACAAACCAAUUCUAGUGGCGCUUUUACAAAAGGCUCAUUGAAAGGUGCACAAAAAUUCAGACACGAAUUUAGCACAGAAAUUCAAAGGUAUGAUUUAUCAUUUUGGAAAUACAGGCUUUUUUUAUAUCCAUUUGAUAUUUAUGAAGCUAAAUCCCAACAAACAGAUAGAUUAGCUGAGCAGAGGGGAACAGGCUAAUUGUGGGUAAGGUUAGCCAGUUUAUUCCCUGUUUGCAGUGAUGCUAUGCUAAUCUAACUGUCUUUAUUGAAGAGUUGCAUAAGUGGUGUCGAUCCUCCAAGAGGAUCUUCCAAAACUAUUCUGUCCAUGCUAACUGUGCUAAAUUCAGACUGAGUCUAUUCCCCAAAAUGUGCAUCUGCUCCUGCCAAUCAUUGUCGUCAAUGAGAAAACAAAGCUUACAUCUAUGCUAUCUGCGCUGCAGUUGCUCAUGCUAAACAGAUUAAUACAAAAGAUGACGAUACACGCUGUACACAAACACACAUGCAAACAUUUUGAAGCAAUUUAGACAAUUAAAAGGCCGAAACCCACCCAUGUGCUGCAAAUUUAGAACAAAAAGUCCCUCAGCGAACAUUUUUUUUCAGGAAAACACGGAGCAGACUCGCAUAAAGAAAGAUGUGGAAGGAGCUGGAGAGGAUAUUCAGACAUAAACCAUGCACCGCCGAGCACAAACUCAACCCCUACAUGCUUUUUUUUUCUCUGCAGAUACACACAUCACCUCACAGUACAUGGAGGCUAGCCCGAGCUCUGCAGACACACACAUCAUCCGGUGUCACAUCAAGUGUAAAAACACAAACAGACUCUGACACACACACUCAUUAAUCCACGCUGUCUGGCCUCCCUGUGCCAUCUGGUAAUUGUCAGUGUGUGUAUGUGCAUUUACAGUAUAUGUUUGUUCAAAGGGCAUGCACAAAUCAGAAAUUCAGGUCAAACAAACUGACUCACACCUUCUUUUUUUGUUUGGCGUGAAAGGAAAAAGGAUUAACACGUCAUUUCUAAAGGUGAAAUCCAUACUAAGCUCCUCCCUCUGGCACUGUGGUUCACAUAUUCCUGUGUAUAUACUCUGUAAGCUUUGAAAACACAACACAUCCGGUUUAUUUUUCUGCUCCGACCAUAAAAUUGAGGGUAUAUUUUUUCACUUUGUGUUAGAUUGCUGUAUUUGCUGCUUUUUUUUUUUUUCCCCCUCACCUGGUCACGUUUCUGUUGGGCUCCAUCGCAUUGCACACGCCAAGCUCGCUCUCUGUCUGAACCCAAGCCUCUGGGUCUGUUUAUUAUCCGGGGUAGAACUUCAACAAUCGCGAUAAUGCAACGUGUUAUGACAAGGCGGCUCCUUGGACCAGCUGGGAAAACAUUUUGGUUGAAUGUGUGUGAGCUGUGUUUGUGCUGGACAGUUCUAUAGCUGCGAACAAGUGUAGCGCGGUGUUGCUGAGACAAUAAACUACUAUCUGAA